UCAUGGAGGUUUAAAUUAUCUCUAAAGUAAAUGCAAUGAUGUCUCUUCAAAAACUACCUUUACUUUUCUCUAAACUAUGUCCUAUAGUGUGUCACUAAAGAAAUUAGUUUAAACAUAAAAGUAAAGAGAGAGAGAGAGAGAGAGAGAGAGAGAGAGAGAGAGGAGUAUUAUAUAAUAUCUAUUUUUGAGAAGUUGGUUUUGUUUUUCUUAGUGUUAUAUCAAGAAUGAAGAGUGUUGGGAAGCUAGCUUGGUUUACUAUCUAUUGUUCUUUUCAUCUUCUUCCAUAUGUUGGCUGCAUUUCACAUGAUCAAUCCAAUACCACUCACAAGCACCUCAAAAACAACUCUCGCGAGGUGAGCCCUCGAAUGAUAUCACAUAUUACAGUUCAUGGACUUCUUCUAUGGAUCUCAAUGGGGUUUUUAAUGCCUUUUGGAAUACUCUUAAUCAGAAUGUCAAGUAGAGAAGAAGGUGGAUCCACUCGAGCCAAAGUUUUCUUCUAUCUCCAUAUUAUUUUUCAGAUGUUCUCAGUGAUACUUGCUACAGCUGGAGCAGUGAUGUCCUUAAGAAACUUUGAGAAUUUAUUCAACAAUAACCAUCAAAGAAUAGGUCUAGUUCUCUACAUUGCCAUAUGGAUACAAGUGAUGAUUGGAUUCCUCAGGCCUCAUAGGGGAAAGAAAGGAAGAAAGGUGUGGUACUUAGUGCAUUGGAUGUUUGGAACUUUGAUAUCAUUAUUUGGGAUUAUAAACAUCUACACAGGAUUAGAGGCCUAUCAUAAAAGAACAUUGAAAAGCUCAAGACUUUGGACUAUCCUUUUCACAGCACAAGUCUCUCUCAUUGCUUUUCUUUAUCUCUACCAAGAUAAAAAAGAAUACAUGGAAAAGCAAGGACUUAUUCUUGCCAAUCUUGAAGCUGCUGUCUCUCCCCAUCCCCAUGAUCAACAAACUAAUAUUAGUAAUAAUAAUAAUAUCAACCAAAUAAAGGAGCUGUUGCCUGAGCCACCAUGUGCCAAGAAAAAUGCUCUCAAGAACUUGUUUGACUAGAAUUGGAAUCUCUCUUUUUCACCCCUUUUAUAUAAUAAAAUCCACUAAUAUAUAUUUGUUUGUUUUUCUUCUCUUCUCUUACUUUUGUUUUGGUUUUUAAUUAUUAGUUUAUUGAACUUUUCAUUUUCUUGUAAGUAGUGGGUGUUGUUUUCUCUUUUGCAUUUUGCUUCUUUUUUGAUGCAUGCACUCAAUGUAAAUUGGAGUAAGGAGUGUCCUAGUGGAGUGCAUGUAUCAAAAGUGGUGGUAUCCAAUUUUUUUUAGUUCUAUUUCUUCCUCUUUACUUUUUUCUAGAGUGGAAGAAUGUGAUUAUUAUUAUAAUAAAUUAUUAUUUUUCAUGUGGUUGUUACAUGGAACAGAUGAAGAAAAUUAGUACACAUUU
Humulus lupulus (European hop) is the source of this 1419-nucleotide messenger RNA. Its product is annotated as cytochrome b561 domain-containing protein At4g18260-like. The coding region runs from base 225 to 1040 and encodes 271 amino acids. The record is from RefSeq and is a predicted model, not a curated record. Gene Ontology annotation, molecular function: transmembrane monodehydroascorbate reductase activity. NCBI's taxonomy places the organism in Eukaryota, Viridiplantae, Streptophyta, Magnoliopsida, Rosales, Cannabaceae. The transcript is spliced from 4 exons.